This is a messenger RNA of Bacillus rossius redtenbacheri, 1240 nucleotides long. It is a transcript of the gene Pex16, whose product is annotated as peroxisomal membrane protein PEX16. Bases 130 to 1140 code for a protein of 336 amino acids. Gene Ontology annotation, biological process: peroxisome organization. The record is from RefSeq and is a predicted model, not a curated record. Gene Ontology annotation, cellular component: peroxisomal membrane. Lineage: Eukaryota; Metazoa; Arthropoda; Insecta; Phasmatodea; Bacillidae. The transcript is spliced from 6 exons.
CGCUCUUACCGGUCUAUCUUCAGAGGUGCUUGUUUACAAACUACCAAUGUCAUUGUUUACAUAGCGGCAAGGGAGUGCAACGCUCAGCUGAUUAACUCCUGGAGUUUGUGCAAGAGUACUGCGCGAACAAUGUCCACAAAUUUAAAAGUCCUAAUACAGGACCUAUUCCGUUCUUAUCGAAAUUGGGUUUGCGUAAAUCCUAAACAAGCGAGUGACGUUGAAGCUUUUGCGAAAUAUGUGUCAUAUUUCAUUGCAGGGCGCAUCAACGACUCGACCAUCCCGUCCGAGCUGGUGUACUCGCUGUCCAACCUGCUGGUGUUCUUCAACGACCGCAUGAUCCAGAAGGCGCGCCGCGAGGCCCCGGGGAGCGUCGACCGGCUCAAGACGUGGCUGACCGUGGUGGAGUACGUGGAGGUGUUUGUCGAGAUAACGACCCGCAGGCUGUUCGGGGAGAAGGGCCGCUGGAUUGUCAUCGUCUGCCUGCAGCUCCUCAAGUGCGUGGGCCGGCUGGCGCUGGUGUUCCAACACGGCGAGCUGGUGACGCAGACGCCCGCCAUCCCGCCCCUCAUGCGGGACGGGGCCCCCGACGUCUCGGAGCUGGACGAGAAGCUGCAGGUCCAGUCGGCGGCCUUCACGCUCAGGAGGAGCGGUCGCGUCAUCCGCAGGGUCGAGAUGGCUCCUCCAAUUCGUUCACGUGCCUGGAAACCAUUAAGGCUACCUGCCGCCUGCAGGGAGAGUAAAACAGUAAUGGACGAAGAAACAUCGUUCCGGAGCAUAGCAGAGUGCCUGUACAUCAUCAAGCCAAUUGCGCACCUAUGCUUAAUGUCCGUUCAUGGCCAGAAAUCGUGGAAGCCAUGGCUUAUGUCCCUCGUCAUGGACAUUGUCAGCCUCCACACGCACCGCAAGCGCACCCGGUCGUCCCUGUCCCGGCGGCAGCAGCUGGAGCUGUCGCGCCGGCUGGUGGCGCUCGUCCUGUACGCACUGCGCUCCCCCUUCUACGAGGCCCACACGGAGCAGCGCCUGGUGCGCGCGCUGAACUGCCUCGGCCGGAGCGUGCCGCUGGUGGGGGCGCUGGUGGGCCCGCUCGCCCACUACCUGCCCCUGUGGCAGGACACCUACUUCUACAUCUGGUCCACCUGAUGUCCGGACCAGCAACUGUAUGUGGUUGUGUUUUGUCCUGUGAAGUUUUGUUACUGUUGUAUGUGAAGUACAACUUUCUAAUAAAAAUGUGACUUUUAAA